AUGACUUCUAUUCAGGGAACCUGUGAUCCAGCCUUUUCCGCUGUGAGCGACCUCCUAAAGGAGCUGGUCGAUGUGGGCGAUGAGCUGGGAGCUUCCAUCUGCGUCAAUAUCGAUGGACGCAACGUGAUCGAUAUCUGGGGAGGACACGCAGACUGCGACCGCACUCAGCCCUGGAAGGAAGACACCAUCGUGCCGGUAUGGUCCAUCACCAAGACCAUCACAUAUGUCGCAGUAUUAUUACUCGCAGACCGCGGCGUACUCGAUCUAUACGCGCCCGUCGCCCAAUACUGGCCUGAAUUUGCCGUAAACGGUAAAGAGAACAUCCAAGUUCGACACCUCCUUAGUCACACCGCCGGUCUACCAUCCUGGGAUACGCCUCAGGAUCUUCAAUCCCUCUAUAACAUCCCCGAGGCGACAAAGAAACUCGCCCUGCAACGGCCCUGGUGGACCCCCGGCACUGCGUCUGGAUAUCAUGCCAUAAGCCAGGGCUAUCUCCUCGGGGAACUAGUCUGUCGCGUUACGGGCCAGUCCCUGGGCGAGUUCAUCCGAGAGGAACUGGCUGGUCCUCGUGACGCUGAUUUCUAUCUCCCCGUGCCAGAGGACCUGUGGACGCGCAUCGGUCAAAUGGAUUGCAUUCCACCAUUUGACCUCCCAGAGGGAGACACGAUCGCGCUGCGCGCGUUUCGGAAUGUGAAGGCCAUGUCCUCGGAGCAGUGCGAAACGCAGGAAUUUCGACGAGGAGGUGUGGGCUCCAUGAUGGGAUUCUCUAACGCUCGCGGGUUCAACCGCAUCCUGUCGAUUGUGUCCUUGAAUGGAGCUGUGGAUGGAACCCGGUUCUUGUCGCCCGAGACGACCGAUCUGAUCUUCCAAGAACAGAUUAGUGGGGUAGAUCUGGCUCUGGGGUUCUUUGUUCGGUUUGGAAUGGGAUUUGGGUUGCCUCCGGGAGAGGCAAAUAAGUCCAUGGACUGGAUCCCAGACGGUCGCGUCUGUUACUGGGGAGGUUAUGGUGGUUCGUUUGCUAUCAUGGAUCAGGAUCGUAAGAUGACGAUCACGUACGCCAUGAAUAAGAUGGUCAUGGGCACGCUGGGAAACCCCAAUACAGUCAAGUAUGUGCGAGCGAUUUAUGCGGCUUAUGAUAAAUAUAAAUCCAAGCUGUAG
Molecule: messenger RNA, 1158 nt
Organism: Aspergillus tanneri
Lineage: Eukaryota; Fungi; Ascomycota; Eurotiomycetes; Eurotiales; Aspergillaceae
Product: serine hydrolase domain-containing protein
Exons: 1
Coding region: 1-1158 (385 amino acids)
Source: RefSeq, a predicted model, not a curated record